This is a messenger RNA of Tarenaya hassleriana, 1845 nucleotides long. Its product is annotated as probable serine/threonine-protein kinase At1g09600. The coding region runs from base 1057 to 1605 and encodes 182 amino acids. Lineage: Eukaryota; Viridiplantae; Streptophyta; Magnoliopsida; Brassicales; Cleomaceae. The transcript is spliced from 5 exons. The record is from RefSeq and is a predicted model, not a curated record.
UUUGAUUUCAAUUUUCACGUGGAAAUCUCAGGAGACGAAAUCGCCGUGGCUAUGGUCUGUCCGACGCCGCCAUGAAAGAUCUUAGGGCUCAGGCCGUGAACCUUCCCAUCUCCGCCGUCUUCUUCUUCUUUGAUCUCCGAGAGGAAUGCCAUGGAUUCGGUUCUGCGGAACAUAUAGAGACUUGUUCAUCAAUGUAGUUUGUCCAGGAAGGAUUCAAAACUAGGUAUGCAUUUGGUUCUCUUGUCCUUAAUAUGGAACUUUGUAACUCCAAGAAUUCUGCAAUGUUUUUCUUUUCUGGCGUGUUCUUAACCAUGACUGAUGAUUCGUUCGUUUGAUUAAUUAAGUAAUUUAAGUUUAACAUUUAUGGCGAUAUGUUCUGUUUCUGUGGAAUUUUGCAUCGGAACUGCCUUUCAGACUCGUAGCUUUCUUGUAUCGUCCGUGAUUAGUUCGAUUCUUUUAAGGAGUCCAUAAUGUGGGCACACUUAGUGACAUAUGCUUCAGUUCAAGAAAUACGGCCAUAUCUAAUCAUAAAUGCAGGAACUGUUGGUGGAUUAUAAAUUUGAGUAUCAAUUCCUCCACAUCUCCGGAUAUCCCAAACGUGUCGUAUUUCUGUCAUCUUUCUCUUUCUGGUAUUCUUAAUUUUUUAUGUUCCCGUAGAUUGCAUAGAAUGAUCCCCCAUGUGAAACUUUAUCCUGUCCUGUGAAUUUUCUAGCAUAAAUAAAUGCACUUGCCCUGUUUCUGUAGUCAUCUUUCUGUUCCUGAUGUGUAUCUCUUUCCAUGACAAAAGAAUAUCUGUACCUGUGUUUGUUUCUAUUGGUCUAGAAUAAUCAUGUGCUACUUUAGUAGGAAAAUGUGAAGGCGCUUAGAAAAGAUGUUCUCGAGCAGAUCUAAAGAUUGACUUUGGCCUGGCUAGUUUUUUCGAUCCUGAUCAAACUCAGCCUUUGACAAGCCAUGUGGUUACUCUUUAGUACCAACCACCCAAACUUUUGCUCGGAGCAACUCACUGUGGUGCUGCAGUAGAUUUAUGGAGUACAGGUUGCAUGCUUGCUGAACUAUAUGCAGGAUGCCCGGAAGAACAGUGGUGGAACAGUUGCAAAAAAUCUUCAAGAAUGUGGCUCGCCUUCCGAUGACUACUGGAGCAAAUCAAAUUUGCCUCGUGCUACAAUUUUCAAGCCUCAACAACCAUAUCGACGUGUUGUGGCCGAAACAUUUAAGGAGUUUCCCGAGCCAGCUUUAGCCCUUGUCAAAACACUUCUUUCUGACAUUCCCGAUGAUCGUGGAACCGCUGCCUCUGCCCUCCAGAGUGAGUUCGUCGCAUCUAAACCCUUUCCAUGUGACCCUUCAAGCUUGACUAAAUAUCCUCCCUGCAAAGAGCUCGAUGCAAGAAUGCGAGAUGAUGAGGAAGCUAGAAGGCAAGGGGCAGCAGGAAACAAGGACCAUAAACACCAAGAAAGAAGAGGAAUGAAGGAAUCUCAAGUUCCACCUCUCGAUGCCAAUGCAGAAUUAGCCGUGUCAACGCAGCUCGGAUAUGGAUCGACAGGCCACGAGAUUCACUAUUCAGGGCCAUUUGUGGUUCCUUCAGGCAACAUGGAACAGAUAUGCUGAGAAGCUGUAAGAAGGGCUCGGGUCGAUAAGGCCAGAGUCAGAAAGCUUCAGGCAGAUGAAACUAUCCUCUGACCAAUCCCUACUCACCUCGGACCGGUAGAAUUGUGGUUAAAGAUAAAGGUCGAAGCGGAAACCGGGUCGGUUUCUGGGAAAUUUUCAGAGAAGGGCUUGCAUUCUGAUGCAUCGAUAUGCAUUUGUUGAUUUAAGAUGGUGAUGAUAAAGAGAGUAACCAUUUUCCUU